CGACGGUCGAUGGACUUCGAUGCUGCAUGACUAAGGGGAACUUGACACAGGAGUGAAAAGAGCCUGAAUUCACGUCGCAGGAUGUCGGCGAACAAGUUUUCGUUACCGCCCAAUGUCAAGGGCACGCAACGCGGCGUGCUCUCUAUCGCGGUGCAAGAGGCGGGUAUUUAUUUGAGUUUUGUCUCAAAUAUUUACAGGACAGCUCACCCACUGAUCCGCAUAAGUAGGAGUGCCAUUCAUUCUACAAAUCGUUAAUAUCAUAGAGGGGCCACAGAAUCCUCCUUGCGGAACCCUCAGAAAACUAUCCCACAACACUUUUCACCAAAGAUGCACCCGUCUACCUUCUAUGGUGGGGCGAAACGCGCGAAAUGCGAUUGACGCCGAAAUCUAUUGGAACGGUUUUCGAUCAAUCUUCUCUGGAAGUGCCAAUCUUCACUUCCGUCGAGAGGUUCAUCAGCUACCUGUUGGAUGAUCCUGUGAUUUAUGGACUGUGCGUAGUUUAUUUUAGGUAGAAUAAUCCAUAACCUAACAUAACCUAACCUAACCUAACCUCCAGAGCCUUGAGGAUUGUGUAGGAUCCAUAACCUAACAUGACCUCAAGAAGCGAUAGUGAGUCAAAGAAACAUAAAUUGAAAUUGUGCAUGCCCAUGUCGUUUCCACAUCAAUCUCCGGCUUCUAGAAGAAAUCGUAUCAGUUAAUAGAGAACUCUCCAGAAGUGCCAAUCUUCACUUCAGUCGAGAGGUUCAUCAGCUACCUAUUGGAUGAUCCUGUGACUUACGGCACCAGGAGUUUUUGGUGAUUUUCUUGACCUCAUUACGCUUUUCUUGUAGAAUUGAAUGAAAUGCAUCAAAAAGAACAGCAGGUGCACAUCAAUCUACUCAGGAGUGAAAAACAUGCUGUGUCAUCAAUUUCGUGGCCCUAGAAGAAAUCGUAUGAGUCAAUAGAGUAUUCUAAUUCCGCGAUGUCCGAGUGGGCGAUGAAGUGGGAACGAUUGACCUUCUACCCUUAAGGCUGAUUUUUCAUUGUUUUAGUCCAACUACAACGGAAGUAACAAAAGAAACGAUACAUCGAUUGUACCUAUCCGAGGAGCAACAGACAACCUAGUACAUCACAAUGUUUUCCUCUAAAUCUCUUUGUCACGGAUACGAAUCUGAUCCUCGACGGCAGAUUCAGGAUAGGAAAUCUGAACGUAAGCCUGAGUAUGAAAACUGUCUGGACAAACGUUGUGCAGCCAAGUCGUGCGACAGCUGCAGGUACUAGUUUACUCGAAGGAAGUUACAAGUUCAAUACUGAGCGAAGGUUGAUCUAAAGAUUCUUGAAACGGAGAAAAUUGGAACAAUAUUUGAGUAGUGUUUACAUCACUUUUCCACGAUGUUGGACUUGGAAGCAACUUCUUAACCAAACCUUGAAGGAUGAGUGUGUCUUCAUCACAAAACUUCAUCUGCAGGGGUACUUAGUCUAGUAUCUAUUGUACUUUGAUCUGAAUCUACUCCUUUUGGAUCAAUUGUCACAUCGAAGAUCCAUAAAAACUGCUCCCCAGCUCAAGGAUCACGCGGAUUCCAGAACUCUCCAGAUCCUGUAAACGGCUCAGCCGCAGAUCAGUGGGCAGCGCUUGCAGAACGCGCUGAGAAGUUGCGUGAGGACAUGAAUACGCGGAAUAUUACGAUGAAGAAGAACUUCAAGCUUUCGAAUAUUACUUGGUCAUCUAAUUUGCCCUUUGUGUUUGCUUCAUUUUCUGGCACUAGGCUUUUCGUCCUACGGUAGGAGCCUUUCGUCUAAUCCCCAUUUGCCAAGUCCUCCUUACGGAGGCAAGGACUGGAGUUCUUCCGGACUAGGUCUAUCCGCGGUAGCUGGCGAGCCAACUGCAAGUGCUGGUGGAGAGCCUGUGUUGGAAAGCAUCAUCGCCAGUGAUCCUCUACAUACAGCCUCGCAAGUUGAUGAUGGAGCACAAGCAGAGCAACAAUCUGGCAGUGGCAACAAUCUGGCCUCUGAUGGUGUCCAUGCUUUCAACCUGGCUUUGUCACCGAGUCCUCACGUGACAAUAGAUUUGUCGUCGAACAGUAAGAACACCUCCACCAGUGAGAAUGCGAGUGCAACUACAAGGAUAGAACCUCCACAGCAAGCAUCUUCAACCUCCAAGGCGAUUCCGGCUCGAGCGGUGGUGGCAUUGCAGUGGGUCAGCUUCAGAGGGAUGAAUGUCAAGCGUGCGUCAGUCCUUUUGAAAGGAAGUGACAGUAUUGUUAAGGCGAUAUUCUUCGGAAGCUGAGCCUCGAUGAAUUACGUGAUUAAUGAACUUCUUGGUUUAAUCAUACUGCUGAAAUUCAAUGAUGGUGCCAACUUAAAGGUUGGCGUUUAGGUCAAGCGACGCUUAAAGCAAGUAAAGCAACCGGUUAGUUUUCACCUCUUCACUAUGUAACGCUAUCCCUUCAUCUUCAUGCAAGUAGACAAAGUGUGCUCGUAGUCCUGACGUAUAGAUUCCCCGUUCUGCCCCAUCCCCUUCCUCUAACCCCCGUGAAAUGGUUUCCGCUCAAUCCCUUCGCGCACAGACGAUGCACGUGCAGAAAGAAGUGAAGAAGGAACUUGUUUCCAAGGUGUACUUCAGUCAAGAAGCUGCUCAACGAGACUACAGUCGUGGCGUACUCAGCAGCAACUCGCCAGCACUGACCUGUAAAGGCGGGCCUGCGGAAUUGCGGUUCGAAAUCGCACUGGAUACUGCUGGAAGGAGUGGGGAAGGUUCUUGAAAUUACUUUUUUCAUUGCUCCAACCUAACACAAUAGAAGUUUUCGUACUGAUAGUAGCGAGGUUUUUGAAGGCAAUAACGAUGUAUUUUCUAGUAAUUAUCGCAGGUACAGGCAGUUCUCUUAUGGGUCCCUAUACUGCUGCAGCUAGCUCCUCCGCAGCUGCCACGACUGCGGAGAUGAAAUCACGUGGCCCAGCCACGGUUCGUCUCCUCCACGUCACCGCCUAUUCCUCUACUAGUGAGUUCAGUGCUCUAAAACUGAUCGAAAACGGGUGUUCCGCUGAAGUACCCGUGAAUUCAGACUGCCUCGAUAGAGAAGAGUGGACUGUGCCCCUUUACUCGGGAAAGAAAAUCGUGGGCAAAGCGUGUAUGCGGGUCAAGUUGUUCCCGCUGAAACAACAGUUGCAGCUACAGCUUGGUGCAGUGGGGAAUCUUGGGAGUCUGGACCCACGUUCGCUCUACGCCAGUUACAAGUUGCCUAACAGCGCUGGCAAAAGUAGUAGUAGAGCCACAGCUGAAAUCGAGACUCCUUGGAUGCCACCAGCGCACUUUAGGUACAGUGCCCAACACGCCUUCGACGCAGGCUCCGGACCAGGAAAACUCUUCCUCCAACUCUGGCAACAGUCGGCAACUUAUGGAGUGUGGCUCAUUUAACUUAGCAUCUAAGAUAUAUUCACAUCAGCAGGUGAACUUAUGUGAUUACCAAAUCUCAAUCUCUCUAUUGAGUUAUCUUUUCCGCUAGAAGUUGGUGUCAGUAGUCAUCCACCUUUCAUUCCCCCGACGCAAGUGGCAAGACACUUUUAGGCUUGUGCAAGCUGCAAGUGCCAUGGCCCGAUGGUCGUAUGAGCUGUGCUGCGUCAAUUCAGCCAGUAGUAGCAACAUCUGGGGCUUUGCCGUCUAUAGAUCUUAGUUUGCGCUGCUCCACAGCUUUCGCUGAUGAACUUGAACCAACAACGGGAGGAGGGACGACAGUUGUUGGAAAUAGCACGGCACGCGCAGAAAAUGCAUCUUCAAGUAGAGCUGCUCCAGUUGAAGAUGUAGCACAAGAAAAAUCUGCUUCUGCUGUUGUAAACAAUUUACCAUCGUCUUCAACACAUGUUUCUGACAUUGCUGGUCUAGAAGGACAACCACCGGUGGUAGUGCAACAACCGCAAGCGGCCUUUUCAGCGACUACAACCAAUCUUCCGUUGAGCAAUGCAACUAUGGGUCAACAAGAACAAUUUGGUGGUAGUAGUGGUAGUUCUGCAUUCUUAACGUCGGGGCCACAACUAGCAUCGAGGGAGGUGUUUCGCUCAGCAUUGAGAGGCAUGGUUGCGAAUGCGAUCGGGUCUGAUACCGAUUUCUUAGCAGAUCCAGGACAACAUCAAGACCCCACAACUGGAGGACAAGACGACGACGCUUUCGAUCUAAGGACUUUGGAUUAAGGCUUGCCCUAAUUCAUCUGGAGAAGCAUCUUGGAGGUGUUCGGGGAUGGUGUUCAGGGAAAACUACCUGUGGUACCAAGAUGCUCUUCGGGAUGAAUCUUGGCAAGGUCUAAUUAGGGAAACACCUAACUGCUUCAGGCUUGGCAAGAACACGAGCAGACGCGGUUGCCUUGAGUAAUGAAAUGGCUGUGGCGGCUGACGGGGAGCGUAUAUUUCGUGAUCGAAACGGAGGUAACGAACGGAUACCUGCGACGUUUGUUUAAGGCAGUGGCCACUCAUUCUUGAUAUCAAGACUAGUCUAGAAGUCGAUGAGUCGAAUCUUCUUUAUAUUAAUUGAAGUAACAAAUACUUACAAUAACCGAGUAUCUGAGAUUGUUAUCUAGAAUACUUGCCUAUUUCAGUUUAUCGUAUACUCUUGAGUCAAACGACCCUCGAAUCUCUCCGCGAAUGGAUCCGGAGGAGAGUGAGUCCUGUCCGCGACGCUCUUUCUCGUAUAGUAGCACUCUCGGAUGAUCCGAAUGGGCUUUUGGGUGAGGUCCUGCGCACUCUAGUGCUAGACCGUAGUCGGCUGCUCACCGAAGCAGAAUUCGUGAAUCUAUUCCGGGAACGAUUUGAAGACUCAAUUUCCUCCGAAGUAGGGACACUGACGGUUUGCUGCCAAGAAAUAUACCGGAGUCUUUAUGGCAUGCUUGUUUUUUCCUCUUCCUCAAGUAGAAACAGAUAGUCAUAGCACUGUAUUUCUCGUACAUCAGCUACUAUAUUAAGAGGAUGAUGUCUCCGAUUCAUUUCCAACUGUACAACUCUGCCUACGCAAGUGGUUCUGCCAUUCACCAAAGGUUAUCUUGGACCUCUAAAAUCAAGACGCCGACUCCUCAGCUUUGGAUGCUGCCUGUUUGGGUGGACUCCUAGAGAGUUUCCUAGAGAGACGUCAAGACGAUGAUUUUAGAGCAAGGAGGGGUCUUGCGGCAUUCGCAAGUACUACGCCAGCUUCCAAAGUGAAGCAACUCUUCAAGGCGUACGUUUUUGGGGUAGAGGCGUUAGUACCUCCAGCUGCGGACUCGUAUAGAAGGAUUAUGUUGGUCGUGGUUCUUGUAUCAGAACUCCAGCCCUAUCGAAAUGAGUGCUUGAUGUACUUAGGUAAAUGUAUCUCGCAGGAGGAAAUCUACUACAAUACCUACAGCAUUGUAGGGAUUGCCUAGAAGUACAGCUGAAGUCAUUUCUAAACAGCGGCCUUCGGUUGGCUACGUAGGAAUACACGAGUCCUCGAUCGCCUAUGCAGGAGGAAGCGGAGGAACUUCUAGAGCACAGCAAGGUUCGCGACUAUUGCAAGGGACGUGUAGCAGCAAGAACAAGGCAACUUCUCCGCAGAGCCGGUCGCCACGCACCAAAAUCCCUUUCUCACAAUCUGCGUUUGCGCAUCUGGUACCUGCAAAAAAUGGAUCAAAAAACAGUGCCUCAUCUUCUGGGGAAGAAGAAGGUCAACAACAAUCCGUAGGACAAACGCAAAGACUUUUUCGCCUACCCAAACUAGAACGAAGGCGCAUCUCUGUGGUGCACAGGAAGGCAUUCGAGCACGUCUUGUGGGAAGAGGGCAUAGUUGGAUUGUCUCAGUCUGACGUUCGAUGUUUAGCCGAAUAUCUAGAACCUUCAAGUCAUCGAGGGCAUGUCAAUUUGGACCUUCUGACCUCAGAAAUCCAAAGACUAGGCACAGAAAACGAUGACAUGGAAGUCGAGGGCGAGGAGGGAAUCGGCAGUCCGAGAACUGUUGCUGGUAGUGUUUCUUUUGCUAGUAAAGGUAAUUCUGUUUAGAGCUAGCCGCCUGAUCGACAUGACGAAGUGUCGUGUGUGCUAUGCAGGUUGUAUAAAAAUCUAGUUAGGCACAUUCAUUCAUUCAUUCAUAGUCGUUCAUCCCCAUCUCUUUCUAACAGGUUAGAUUAGUUGUACUCAAACCUACGUAGGUCCAUCGCAGACAACGAUGCAACACCAGACAACGAUGCAACAGACCACAGCAGCACAACACAAGACAGCAGCAUUAUCCCCUUCAAAAAGCGGUCUUCAGACGUUGCCAAAGCUGCCGUCCCAUCCAGCCGCCGUCUCCAUAGUGAAGGAGCUGCUAUCCUUGGUCAUUUCAGGGUGCGUCCAGAUGCCGGAUGCGAUAGCGGUUCUAGAUAA
This is a messenger RNA of Amoebophrya sp. A25, 6336 nucleotides long. The record is from the annotation of a GenBank genome assembly. Lineage: Eukaryota; Dinophyceae; Syndiniales; Amoebophryaceae.